Molecule: messenger RNA, 3014 nt
Organism: Closterium sp. NIES-67
Lineage: Eukaryota; Viridiplantae; Streptophyta; Zygnematophyceae; Desmidiales; Closteriaceae
Source: the annotation of a GenBank genome assembly
AUUCCCUAGGCUUUGUGUGACAAAUUCCUAGGGAACUGCUAGCAUCGCAUCACUGGCUCCAAGCUCUAGCUCAUAAACAAUCAGUCACCCUUGUAUCAGCUCGUGGCACAGACGUUGUCCAGGAUUCCGCUUCCCGUAUGUCAUUGACCGAGGCUUUCAAAUCGGUUCUGUUUCCCAAUAUGAAGAAACGCACGGGCUUCCAGGUCGCGACUUUGAAAUCGCCUCCUCCGCAGGCGAAGCAAGAAGAGAAAAAGACGCCGACGAAGGCGCCUAGCGGCUCUUCAAGUUCAUCGAGCUCAGGCUCCUCAAGCUCAAGCUCCGAAACAACAGCGCGUGUCACAAAGGAAUGCAGAGGUGAAGAGGUGACAUCCGUGCCGCGACCUCCUGCCGCCGAUUCUGCGACGAAUCAGACCGUGGAAACUUCAAAAUGUUCGACUCCUGCAGAUACUGCUACGGAGGGAGUUGACGAAAAGGCGAAAGCAAAGUCUCCUGCUGCGUCAUCCAGCUCUUCCGGAUCCAGCACGACUAAUGGGAAGGAAACAAAGGCAGAUACUGGUGUUGAAGUGCAGUCGGAGCAGAAAGGAUUGGCGAAGGCCGAACCAGUAGAGACUGCUGACGUUACCACGCCAAUCCCUGGGGAGGGGAAUGACAAGGGAGACUCCAAGGAUAACAAUGAAGCGAAAUCCCUUUUGGAGGUGAAUGCAGCAUUCAAUUCAUUGGUUGUUAUGACUUCGAAGCCUGAAGAUGAUGGAAGUGUCAGGAGUCAAGCGGGCGCACAGAGCCAAUCUAAGAAAGGAGUGGCUUAUUUUCCAUCCGAGAAGGCACACACUGAUAAGGAGGCGAAGAUCGCUGAUGGACUGCCAAGUGAUGGACCAAAAUUACCCGACCAAAGCCCAAAGGCUGAGGGAAAUGAUGUUGUCAAGUCAACCGGCGAUGCUGCUGCACCAGCAGGAGAAGGUCAGAGCAUAAUGCUGUACAGAUAUCUCCAACCUCAAGCCACACACAUGCUGGUGCAGAGGGUCUCAUGCUGGUUUGUCUUGGCAGAAGCCGAAGUGGCUGGAUCUGUCAAGGGUUCUGAUGCUGAUGCACAGAAAUGUUAUGAUUCUGCUGAACCAACUAAACGUGGCGAGGUGGCAAACAAGGACGCGGACGCAUCUGACAAAGACGCGGACAAUGCUGAUGAAGCCAAGUCAAGUGCAAAAAAGUCAACAAAAAAGGGCUCAUCAUCGUCAAAGUCCCAGAAAGGCCAAGGAGAUAGCAAGCCUCCGAGGGCCCCUACGCCUUACAUCCUCUUCUCGUAUGUGCCCACCAUCUCUUCUUCCUGGUUAAACCCUUUCAGUCCUUACCGUCCUGUGUGAGUUUGUGCAGCAAUGACGUCCGAGAGUCCAUCCAGACAAGAAAUUCUGACAUGAAGCCAACAGAUAUUAUGAAGGCAAUUGGCGAACAGUGGCGCAACCUGCCCAAGGAAGAGAAAAAGGUGAAGUGGGUUGCCUCUGCGUUGGAAAUUUGGUGACUCAGAUUUGCACCUUUCUUAACACUGUCGCACACAGACCUAUGAGGAUAAGGCAGAAGCUGAAAAGUCCAAGCUAGGACUUGAACACGGUAACUCCGGUGGGCCAUCUUCUGCGCGCAAAGGAACAAAAAGGGAGUCCAAAGCCACAGCUAAAUCCAAGUCCAACAAGGGCAGUGAUAAACCUGUUCUUGGAAGACAUGGUCAGCCAAACUCAAAGCCCGUUCAAGCAAACCUUCAAGAUGGUAUGGGUGUUGUACAGCUUUUCCCUGUAUGCGACUUUAAAAAGACCUCACGUUGACCCUCUUUUCCAGGAUUUAUCGUGUUCUGCCUUGAAAACCGGAGUCGGGUUGAGGAGGGGCUUGGGGAAGGGGCUACCUUGGCAGAUAUUCAACGGGAACUUUCCAAGGAGUGGGAGCAGUUAGGCUUCGAAGAGAGGCGAAAGUACAUGAGUGCUGCAAAUGCAGGUGCAGAUACUGAAGUCAGCCCAGCGAGCAUGGCAGCCAGCCCUGAUAAGGCCUUAGCAUCGUCCAUAUCAGGUGUGCAUGGGGUCCAAAAUCCAUUCUCCCUUGCAGUUUUCAGCUCUUAUAACCUGGGCCCUGCAGAUGCAAUUGUGGCUGGCUACAAGGAAAACGAGGAGGGAGAUGUCGAGGUGCGUACCGCAGUGAGUGACCUUUCGGUGCAUGGCAUCGUUCUGACGUCUUCUGCUGAAUGCAGUUCGUGUUGGCACAAACCUUAGAGGGCGACUUUGUGACAAAGAGAAAGAGGCUGGACUAUACGGAUCUCGACUAUGAAGAGGCCAAGAAGCACAAAUCUGGCACCGACGUUUCUAAUGCUAUCAGUGCUUUCAAAAGAAGGAAACGGCAGUUUUAUGCUGAGAUCGAGCAACGAACUGUUAACGGGGUUUUGGACCUUGACGACAUCUCUGCAGGGAGCAUGCUUGAGGUAAAGCCUUGAUAUUUCAGGAUUUGCGCAAUUGUUGUUGAUGCUGUCUAACUCUGAGCGCCCUGCCUUGUGUUUCAGACCCUUGCCUUUCUUGGAAACAUGCGUGAGGUAAGGUCACAAUGUCGUUUCCACAUGCAGCCUCUCUUUUGCUCCUCAGCUUUGUCUGACAUGAACAUGGGCUUGCAGGAUGUCUUCCCAACCACGAAUUCCAAGCUUCAGUCUCCUGAUGUCUGGUAUGACUGUGUGAGUAAUGCAAAAUUGCUUCCACAGUGUGGUUUCUCACCUUUGGUAUGUGCUGGCAGGAUGAAAGUACCUACACUUGGCCUUUGUCUGCUGGUUCAGAACCUUCUGGAUGGAGAGCGACAACACAAAGCGGUUUUGGCGGAGCAACUUGCAGAAGCUAAGAAACGAAUUAAGGAGCUAGAGGGGACAAAAGCAGGAAUCACUAAUGCGAUGUGGAUGGAGGAGUAAAGAUGAUUCUGCAGUGCAGUAAGGAUACCAGUGGUGUGUUCACUUUUCUUCUGCAAGCUACAUACAUACAUUCCAUCUUGUGAAUCAC